UGAUAACAGUGGUGUUGUUGUAUGCCAUCAAGUCGAUUCCUACUCAUAGCCACCCUAUAUGACAGAGUAGAACUGCCCCAUAGGGUUUCCAAGGAGUGGCCGGUGGAUUUGAACUGCUGACCUUUUGGCUAGCAGCCUGAGCUCUUAACACUGCCACCGGACUCCAUGAUAACAAAACAAUUUAUAUGGCUGUUCUCCAGGGAUUAAUUCAAUUAAACCUCAAACAACCCUAUCAGAUUAUUAUAAUUGCCCCACUUCACAGGUGAGACAAUGGAGGGACAUAUGGGUUAAGCACUUGCCCAGAAUCAUGGACCUAGAUUAGCAGAGCCUGUCUCUUCCACUAGUGUCAGCGCUGUGACACUCUAGUUUUGUUCGCUGCUGUAUGCUCAGGGCCUAGAACUGUGGCUGGCACACAGUGAGUUCUCAAUGGAUGUUUGUUGAGGGAAAGAAGGAAUUCACAUCCCUUCCAACUUUGAUAAGUUGAUAAUUCAACUCUGCGUCUCAGGAGGGAAUACCGGAGGCUUAGGCUGGGAUCACAGUCCCCCGAAGUCCAGCUUCCCAGUCUGGGACCGGCUCAAUCACUCCUUCCCCAGCCAUAGUUCACGGUUCCCAGGUGGAGGGUGCGGCUUGCCUUGUUAAGGGCGGGGCCUGGCUCGUUAUUGGUGGGCCUCCCAAGGUAGGCGGAACAUCUCUAAACUGGUCUUCACGAUUUGCUGUCACCUCGGGGAGAGGAGACGGUAACCCGGAAGCUCUUCGGGUCAAUAUGGCGGCGCCCAGCUGGAAGAUAGAACCGGUCCGGUGGCCGCGGCCGGCCUCAUGAGGAGAUAAGACAACUGAGACUCAAAGAGGUUAAGGCCCUCGCUCGAGAUCACGCUGCAGGUCCGUAGCAGGCGAGAAUUCGAACCCGUGUCUGCCAGUUGUUCUUGAGACGCAGAAUCUUGGCAGCCAGCCGCAGCGCUGCUGUGGUCAUCUGACAAGCAAUUAUGAGCUGUGUCCAAGCCAUGCUGCUAGCCCGGGGCCUCUCUCGGGGCUGGGGAGGCAUCUUCGGGGCCGCCCUCAUAGGAGCCCCCUUCUCUCAGGUUGCCCCCAAGGUCCCGCGGGGCCUCCACUGUAGUGCAGCCACCCACAGCUCUGACUCUGACUCUUCGGUGGUCCCACGCCCCCCUGAGCCUUCGAGGUGGCCCAUGAAGGGCCUGGCGCCCCACCAGGAGCUGUUUGGGCAGGCGCCUAGCGGGGAGCGGGACAAGGCGAGCUUUGUGCAGGCCGUACAGAACUUCAAGCAGCACAGCGUGCGCAGGCGGGGCCACGUUGACUUCAUCUACCUGGCCCUGCGCCAGAUGCGGCAGUACGGCGUUGAGCGGGACCUGGCCGUCUACAACCUGCUGCUGGACAUCUUCCCCAAGGAGGUCUUCCGGCCACGCAGCAUCAUCCAGUACAUCUUCGUACACUAUCCUCGGCAGCAGGAGUGUGGCCUCGCCAUCCUGGAGCAGAUGGAGAACCACGGGGUGAUGCCCAACAAGGAGACAGAGUUCCUGCUGAUUCAGAUAUUUGGACACAAAAGCUACCCCAUGCUCAAGUUCCUGCGCAUGAAGCUGUGGUUCUCCCGCUUCAAGAACAUCAACCCCUUCCCUGUGCCCCAGGACCUGCCCCAGGACCCGGUGGACCUGGCCAAGUUGGGCCUGCGGCACAUGGAGCCUGACCUCAGCGCCAGGGUCACCAUCUACCAGAUGCCUUUGUCCAAAGACUCCACAGGGGCAGCGGAUCCCACCCAGCCCCACAUUGUAGGAAUCCAGAGUCCCGAUCAGCAGGCUGCCCUGGCUCGCCACAACCCAGCCCGGCCUAUCUUUGUCGAGGGCCCCUUUUCCCUGUGGCUCCGAGAUAAGUGUGUCUAUUACCACAUCCUCAGAGCUGACUUGCUGGCCCCUGAGGAGAGGGAAGUGGAGGAGAUUCUGGAGGAAUGGAACCUUUACUACCCCAUGCAGCUGGACCUGGACUAUGGGAGGAGCGGCUGGGAUGACUAUGAGUUUGACAUCCAGGAAGUGGAGGAAGGUCCUGUCUUCGCCAUGUGCAUGGCCGGUGCCCACGACCAGGCCACACUGGCCAAAUGGAUCCAGGGCCUGCAGGAGACCAACCCUGCCCUGGCCCGGAUCCCUGUGGUCUUCCGCCUGGCAAGGUCCACUGGGGAGCUCCUAGCGGCCUCCCCAGGACUGGAGGACCUGCCACCACAGCCACCAGUCCAAGGCCAGGAAGAAGAGGAAGACAACCUGCAGCGGCAGCAGCAGCAGAGCCAGAGCUGAGCCUAAGCACAAGCUGUGGCUGAGGAGACUGGACUGGCGUGAAAGCAUGAGAUGACCUUGGGGGAAAAAAAAAAUUGGGACUGUACAGCAAAUAAAAGUUUUCUUGUCUUCCCUC
This is a messenger RNA of Loxodonta africana (African savanna elephant), 2412 nucleotides long. RefSeq names its product ECSIT signaling integrator (gene ECSIT). NCBI's taxonomy places the organism in Eukaryota, Metazoa, Chordata, Mammalia, Proboscidea, Elephantidae. Bases 984 to 2297 code for a protein of 437 amino acids. The transcript is spliced from 9 exons. The record is from RefSeq and is a predicted model, not a curated record. Gene Ontology annotation, cellular component: mitochondrion. Gene Ontology annotation, biological process: innate immune response; cell surface receptor protein serine/threonine kinase signaling pathway.